AUGAUUCUUUGGGGAAACGCAGAAGAUGCUUUCGGUCCUCCGACAGCAGCAGAACCAGCCGCAGCCUCAGCCGCAGCAGCGGUAGCAGCAGCGACGACGAUCGUCAGCAGCAGCAGCAGCAGCGGCAGGAGCAGCGACGCCGGCGCAGAGACUUCUACGGCAGCACGACAGCACUCAACAACCCAAACUGUCUGCAUAUCUCUGAGGCAAACUUUCCCUUGCUGCAGCAGCAAUUGCCACGCUACAGCAGCAGCAGCAGCUACAGUAGCAGCCGCAGCUACUCCGCCAGCAGCAGCAGCAGCAGCAAAGGCGACGGGCAGGCUGAGCUUGCUUCAUGCGGUAGCGGCGAAGAACCCCCAUCGGCAGCAGCAGCAACAGCAGCAACAGGAACAGCAGCAGCAGCAGCAGCAGCAGCAGCAGCAGCUAAGCCAUUGA
Molecule: messenger RNA, 435 nt
Organism: Eimeria mitis
Lineage: Eukaryota; Apicomplexa; Conoidasida; Eucoccidiorida; Eimeriidae
Exons: 1
Coding region: 1-435 (144 amino acids)
Source: RefSeq, a predicted model, not a curated record